Pelagomonas calceolata is the source of this 1493-nucleotide messenger RNA. Lineage: Eukaryota; Pelagophyceae; Pelagomonadales; Pelagomonadaceae. The record is from the annotation of a GenBank genome assembly.
UAGUAAUCGGCGCGUCGACUCGUCGGGCAUCGAUAUCGGCGUCUCGGCAGCCUGGCUGCACGAGCAGGCUUGACGAAGCGAUAUCCAGCAACUGAGCGACCAGCACUCAGCGAGACCGAGCUGCAAAAGCCAGCACACGUCGCGUGGCCCAACUUAUCCAAUUAUUUAACAAAACUCCCAGCUGAGCGGACUGCCUGCCAAAAUGUCUGAAACCAAUGGCAAGGUCGUCUGCAUGGUCACCGGCGGCUCGGGCCUCUAUGGCAUGGCUAUUAGAGCACACGUCGACAGCUCGGCGGAGGAGAAGGACGCGACCUGGGUCUUCCUGUCGUCGAAGGACGGCGACCUCCGCGACCGCAAGGCCACGGAGGCCAUCUUCGAGCGCGUGCGCCCGACGCACGUCAUCCACCUCGCGGCGAUGGUCGGCGGCCUGUUUGCGAAUAUGUCGAAAAAGGUCGAGUUCUACCGGGAAAAUAUGCUCAUGUACUUUAUCAGUGUCUCGUUACGUGGCAGAGAGCAGCAGAGAGCAGAGAGAGCGCGCGGUACGACGCGUGGACGUUGACGCCAUCGACGCGGCCCCGUCGCAGGAACGACAACGUCAUGGAGUGCUGCCGCAUCUACAAAGUGCAGAAGCUCGUGUCCUGUUUGUCGACGUGCAUCUUCCCGGACAAGACGACGUAUCCCAUCGACGAGACGAUGAUCCACGACGGCGCGCCGCACCUGUCGAACGAGGGCUACGCGUACGCCAAACGGAUGAUCGACGUCAUGAAUAGGUGCUACAAGGACGAGUACGGGUGCAACUUCACGAGCGUCAUUCCCACGAACAUUUAUGGGCCGCACGACAACUACUCGAUCCAGGGCGGCCACGUCGUCCCGGGCCUGAUCCACAAGUGCUAUCUGGCCAAGAAGAACGGCACGCCCUUCGAGGUCUGGGGCACCGGCUCGCCCCUCAGACAGUUCAUCUACUCCGGCGAUUUGGCUGCUCUCACGGUCUGGGUGUUACGCUCGUACGACAGCACGGACCCCAUAAUCCUCAGCGUACCCGAAGAAAAGGAGGUCACGAUCAAGGACGUCGCCCUCAUGAUCCGCGACGCCAUGGAGUUCAAAGGCGAGGUCAAGUUCCUCACGGUCGAGAGCUGUGUGGAAAUCAGCCAGUGAGUUGGGUUAUUCGAGCGGUCACGGCGAUGAUGUCGCGUCGAUGGCCUGGAAACUUCACGCCAUCGAGCAGACGCAGCUACGGAGAAAAUAUCGCGUCGAUGGCGUGGGGCGCCCGAAAUUUGAUUUCCACACAGGACAAGGCCGACGGCCAGUACAAAAAGACGGCCUCGAACGAGAAGCUCGCGGGGCUCCGACCGGACUUCCAGUUCACGCCCAUGGCCGAGGGCCUAAAGAAGGCCUGCGACUGGUUCUGCGCGAACUACGAGACGUGCCGGAAAUAGGUAGGUGGGGAAUUGUGGCCGGCGCGGGCGCCGCGCGGGCGUAAGAUGAUCUAUAUA